CUGGCCCUGCCCUCCGAAACUUUCUUAGCUCGGGUCCCAGACCGCAUUGUCCCAUUUGACCCAGGAGCUGUGCCCCUGAAAGGAGUGGGAUGUAAUCAGGAAAUCGUUGAGUUGGGUAACAAUCGGAAUACUGUUAAACAUUUUGCUUUCAUUCGCUGCCGGCUGUCAAGUUCAUUAGCUUAGAAAGCAUCAGAUCUGCGAUUAUAGCUCUGAUUUUCCCAGGUUUGAAAAACUAGCCCUGCUAUCUUGGAGAGGUCCAGCCUGUGCUGCUCUCUCACCUAUGAAGAAAAGACGGCACAUUUAAUUACACUAUAAUCUUAAUUUUUUUUACCUGCAAGAAAACAAAAUCAAGUUCAGGUAGCCCCUGACCAUCACUAUUAUGGCCAAGGUAGAUUGUAGCCACCCGUAAAGACCAAAAAAGUAUUAAUACAAAAGAGUAUUAAUAAUAAGGACCCUCUGAAAACUUUUUAUCAAAGUAAUACAUGAACAAUAUUUUAAAAUCAAAUGAUAGAGAAAGGAAGGCUUAUAAUGAAAAGGAAUUUCCCUUCCUUAUCCUUUCCCAAUCCCAGUCUCUUUCCUCUGAGGCAACUACCUUUAACCAAUAAUAAUAAUAAUCUCUCAAUGCUCAUCUCUUCUUGAUACAAUUUGAUUUUUUUAAUUUCCCCCUUCACCUUCCUUAUUACAGUGUCUCCCAGCACUUGAUUAUAAAUUUUUUCUAAAAGUCAUGGUUAUCACCUAAUGUAUAAGUGUUAUAAAACUAGCUUGGAUGUCUUUUUCAUGAAUAAAUUCUAGCUAAUAUUUCUUAGCUGAAUUUAGUUUAGGCAUCUGUUUUUGGUGAAGUGAUUAGAGUUUCUAACACUGUCUUUAUGGGUCAAUUUCAAGUGUGAUUCUGAUUUCACUUUAGGGCAUGUGGGAUUUGGAAAGGAGCAGUCAAAAUUAUGAAAUUAUUAAUGCUACUUUGGAUGUUAAAUCUGUUGCACCAAACGUGAGCUGUGUGAUCUGCCUAGAGAUCAGAGCUAUAAUUUGUUUUGUUUUGUUUUACAAUGUGGUUUAAUGAGAGAUUUCAUUUACCUCAGAUGAUAUUUCUUCAUAAUGCUUGAGAGAAAUGGGUAAUGCUAUGUAACUCUGAAGCUUUGAUAAUGUGUGUGUGUGGUUUUCCUCCCAUAGGCAAUUAUUUCCAGUCAGAGAAGGAAACCAGUGCCUGGCCUUCUCACCAGCUUUCCUCCUGCCAUGAUCAAGUGCUUGUCAGUUGAAGUACAAGCCAAAUUGCGUUCUGGUUUGGCUAUAUGCUCCUUAGGCCAAUGCGUUGAGGAGCUUGCCCUCAACAGUAUUGAUGCGGAAGCAAAAUGUGUGGCUGUCAGGGUGAAUCUGGAAACCUUCCAAGUUCAAGUGAUAGACAAUGGAUUUGGGAUGGGGAGUGAUGAUGUAGACAAGGUGGGAAAUCGUUAUUUCACUAGUAAAUGCAACUCUAUACAGGACUUGGAGAACCCAAGGUUUUAUGGUUUCCGAGGGGAGGCCUUGGCAAGUAUAGCUGACAUGGCCAGUGCUGUGGAAGUUUCGUCCAAGAAAAACAGGACAAUGAAAACUUUUGUGAAACUGUUUCAGAAUGGAAAAGCCCUGAAAGCUUGUGAAGCUGACUUGACUAGACCAAGCGCUGGGACAACAGUAACAGUAUAUAACCUAUUUCAUCAGUUACCUGUGAGAAGGAAGUGCAUGGAUCCUAGACUGGAGUUUGAGAAGGUUAGGCAGAGGAUAGAGGCUCUCUCACUCAUGCACCCUUACAUUUCUUUCUCUCUGAGAAAUGAUGUUUCUGGUUCCAUGGUUCUCCAACUUCCUAAAACCAAAGACAUAUGUUCCCGAUUUUGUCAAAUUUAUGGACUGGGCAAGUCCCAAAAGUUAAGAGAAAUAAAUUUUAAAUAUAAAGAGUUUGAGCUUAGUGGCUAUAUCAGCUCUGACGCACAUUAUAAUAAGAAUAUGCAGUUUUUGUUUGUGAACAAAAGGCUAGUUUUAAGGACAAAGUUACAUAAACUCAUUGACUUUUUAUUAAGGAAAGAAAGUACUAUAUGCAAACCAAAGAAUGGCUCUGCCAGUAGGCACAUGAAUUCAAGUCCUCGACUUCGGUCUAACCCAGAACUCCAUGGGAUAUAUGUAAUCAAUAUGCAGUGCCAAUUCUGUGAGUAUGAUGUGUGCAUGGAACCAGCAAAAACUCUGAUUGAGUUUCAGAACUGGGAUACUCCUUUGGUUUGCAUUCAGGAAGGAGUAAAAAUGUUUUUAAAGAAAGAAAAAUUAUUUGUGGAAUUGUCAGGUGAGGACAUUAAGGAAUUUAGUGAAGAUAAUGAUUUUAGUUUACUUAGUGCUCCUCUUCAGAAGCAUGUGUCCUCUGAUGAGAAGGGUGACCAGGUCAGUUUCCAGGAAGCAUGUAAUAAUAUUUUGGAUUCCUAUGAAAUGUUUAAUUUGCAGUCAAAAGCUGUGAAAAGAAAAGCUACUAUAGAAAACAUAAAUACACAGAAUUCUAAGGAUUCAGAAGCUAUCAUAAAAAAGACAAAUGAUUCAUUUUUGUACACUUAUGACUCAGAUGGCCCAGGCCAUAGUAAAAAGACAGAGUCAUCUUUACAAAACAAAGAUAGCUCUUGCUCAAAAUCAGGGAUCUUAGAACAAGAAACAGCUGAAGCAUCAGAAUCAGGAGAAAAUGAGAAACAUAAAAAAUCCUGUUUGGAACUUAACUCUUCAGGAAAUCCAUAUGGAACCAGUUCAGAAAUGUUCACAAGCCCUUUUCAGACAUCUUAUCACUUUGAGGAAAAUGGAGAAGAUCUAGAAACACAGAAAGUAAGUACUACUGUUAAUGGCAUGACUGCCAACAUCCUGAAAAAUAAUAGAAUUCAGAAUCAACUAGAGAGAUUUAAAGAUGCUACUGAAAUGGGAUACCAACCUCUGCCUUAUGAGACAACGUCAUUGAGAGUACAUGGUGCUCAGAGAGAGGAUGAGAAAAGAAAAAAAGAACCUAGUAAUUGUGGAAAAAGAAACGUUUUUAGUUAUGGACAAGUUAAAUUAUGUUCCACUGGCUUUAUAACUCAUGUGGUACAAAGUGAGCAAACUAAAUUAACUGAAACAGAACAUUUAUUUAAAAAUUGUGUUCGACCUGGUCCUGCAAGUGCCAAAGAAACAUUUGGAAAUAGAACAUGGCAUUCAAUUGAGACUCCAAACAUCAAAGAUUUAACCAGCACUGUAAGUACAGAAUUUGCUCAACUGCCCAACAAAAAAUUAUGCAGAACAAAUAUAAGUUAUGGGCUAGAGAACAAACCCAUAGCAACUUAUAAAAAUUUUGCUAUUUUUCAGGAAGGUAGUAAAAAGUCACAUACAGGCUGCUUAUUACCUAACACAUCCUCUUCUUUCCCUUGGUGUAAACAUGUUUCAAAUGGUAGUAAGAAAACAGAUAAGUUGAUUGAUUCCUCCAAACCCAUAGCCCUUAAGAAGCUAAGCUUAAGUUCACAACUAGGAUCUUUAGAGAAGUUUAAGAGGCAAUAUGGGAACGUUAAAAAUCCUCUGAAUACAGAAAUGGAAAAUAAUAAUUUUGAAAUCACUACCAAUCUCAGUCCUCAAGUUGAACCUGACAGUCUGCGGAAAGAUAAGAACCACUUAGACAACUCCAAUAUUUGUAAAAUCACUACUAUGAGACGUAAUGAUUCAAAUAGUAGUUGUCAACCAGUCAGUCACAUUCUUUACUCAGAGAAGUUUCCAUUCUCCAAGGAAGAAGAUUGUUUGGAACAACAGAUGCCUUGCUUAAGAGAAAGUCCUACGACUCUGAAGGAGUUAUCUCAUUUUGACAGAAAACUUUUGGAUGUUGAGAAGUCACCUGAAUCUCUAGCCUCUAAAUUAUCCAGAAUGAAAGGUUCCGAAAGAGAGACUCCAACAGUGGAAAUGAUGAGUCAUUUUAAUGAACUUCUACAAUCAGAUUCCAAUAGGAAAGACAUUGACUUGUGCAGUGGGUUAACCCUAGAUUCUUAUAAGUUAUUUAAAAAUGAGCAUAAGAAAACAGAGAGUGGCAUCAUCCCGACGUUGGACUCUGUCACACAGGAUGAAACAUAUUCUGACAAUACAACAGAGAACUCAGUGAUACCAGAAACUCCUUUGGUAUUACCCUCUAAUAAUUGUAAGUCUUUCAGUAAAGAUUCAGAUGUUCUUAUAGCUUCAGAACAGCAGAGAGGAAGUCCUGACUCUCCCAGUAGAAUGUUAAUGAGUCACAUAGAAGAUUCCACAGUUGACCAAAAGGGAACUUGUUUUCAGAGUGAGGAAUCUAUAGCAAGAACUUGUUCUGAAGAUGAAGAGUCAAACACAUGUUCUUUGGAUUGGCAGCAGCAUUUUGAUGUAGCACUGGGAAGAAUGGUUUAUAUCAACAAAAUAACUGGACUUAGCACAUUCACUGCUCCUACUGAGGAUGUUCAGGCUGCUUGUACUAAAGACCUGACAACUGUGGCUGUGGAUGUCAUGCUUGAGAAUGAUACUGUGUAUGAUGCUGUUGGUAGUGAAUCGCUUCAGUCUUUGUUCUCAGAAUGGGACAAUCCAGUAUUUGCCCGUUAUCCAGAGGUUGCUGUUGAUGUAAGCAGUGGCCAGGCUGAGAGCUUAGCGGUUAAAAUUCACAAUAUCUUGUAUCCUUAUCGUUUCACUAAAGAAAUGAUUCAUUCGAUGCAGGUUCUCCAGCAAGUGGAUAACAAGUUUAUUGCCUGUUUAAUGAGCACUAAGACUGAAGAGAAUGGUGAGGCAGGAUGUUCAGUAUUCAUCACAACCAGCUGCAACUUCUCCUAUCCUCAAAGGAGUUUAAAAUCCAACAUUUUGGAGCUGUUUCUAUGGUUGAACUGCUGUCAAAAACAUGCUGUCAAAAAAAAUGGAAACCUGCUAGUUUUGGUGGAUCAGCAUGCUGCCCAUGAGCGUGUCCGUUUGGAGCAGCUUAUUAUUGAUUCUUAUGAGAAGCAACAGCCACAAGGCUCUGGUCGGAAAAAAUUACUGUCUUCCACUGUAAGUCCUCCACUAGAGAUAUCAGUGACAGAGGAACAAAGGAGACUCUUAUGGUGUUACCAAAACAAUCUGGAAGAUCUGGGCCUUGAAAUUACAUUUCCAGACACUAGUGAGUCUCUGGUCCUUGUAGGAAAAGUGCCACUCUGUUUUGUAGAAAGAGAAGCUAAUGAAGUUCGAAGAGGAAGAUCUACUGUGACCAAGAGUAUCGUGGAGGAAUUUAUUCGAGAACAAGUGGAGCUACUCCAGACCACAGGAGGCAUCCAAGGGACUUUGCCACUGACUGUCCAGAAGGUGCUGGCAUCCCAAGCCUGCCAUGGGGCCAUUAAGUUUAAUGAUGGCCUGAGCCUAGAGGAGAGCUGUCGCCUUAUUGAAGCUCUGUCCUGGUGCCAGCUGCCAUUCCAGUGUGCUCAUGGGAGACCUUCUAUGCUGCCGUUAGCUGACAUAGACCACUUGGAGCAGGAAAAACAGAUUAAACCCAAUCUUGCUAAACUUUGCAAAAUGGCCCAGGCCUGGCGUCUGUUUGGAAAAGCAGAAGGUUGUGAUACAAGGCAAAGCCUACAGGCUUCCAUGCCUCCUUGUGAGCCACCAUGAGAACAGAAUUGUUGAUUUAUGAGGAACCAAAGAGAUGCUGUCUGCCUCUGUGCAAAGAGCAUGAGCAGCAGGCACCCACGGUCUUGCCUGAAUCUGCCCAGUGUACCCGAGCAACCAAGCAACAUCACUCUUCCUUGAGCAGAUGCUCCUCUAGCUGAGUAGCCAGAUGGAAUCCAAACCUGGACAGUUCAUUCAUUUGCAUCCAUGGACACAGGAGGUGGCCCUAUGAUAUCUACUUUUUGUAACUUAUUUAGGGAUAAAAUUUAAUGAUUGAUUGUCUGCUUGAUUUGUUUUUGGUUUUUCUUGGGAUGGGAUGGGGGUUAUUUUGUUUUUGUUUUGCAGUUUUUCCAGCCUCAUAAUUUGCAUUGAUGUAAUUUACCUGACGCUGACCUCGCAGGGAUGGAGUCGGCCUUCCUGGGCUGCCCACAGGAGUCCCCUUCUUUUCCUCAGUCGUCUUCACUUCCCUCUGCUGCUGCUUCACAUUCCAAAUCUCUAUGCUCAAUAAAAACGUUCCCUGCAGUCUCCCAUCAGGCCUAUGGUUAGAUUAUUUUAGGGAUAAAAACUAUUGAUAAACAAAGACAAGGAUAGAAUAGAGAAAAUUUAAAGUCCUGUUCCUGGUUUUUUGUUUGUUUUAUUGCCUCUUUAAAAACUCUUUCAGAGACUGAUGUUCAUAUCCCAAACCAGUAAAAUGGGGAAAGUACUAUGAGUUUGUUUUUUAAAAUAUGCUUUUUUUGUACUUUGUAAAGUAUCUCUCUUUAUGUGAAAGCAAUUUUUCAUAUCAAAAUGCAGCAUUUAUCCUUUUAGCCUAACCAAGAUAUGUUCUCUACAUUUUUUCAGGAGAUAAGACU
Diceros bicornis minor is the source of this 6452-nucleotide messenger RNA. It is a transcript of the gene MLH3, whose product is annotated as mutL homolog 3. Lineage: Eukaryota; Metazoa; Chordata; Mammalia; Perissodactyla; Rhinocerotidae. The record is from RefSeq and is a predicted model, not a curated record. Bases 1231 to 5604 code for a protein of 1457 amino acids. Gene Ontology annotation, biological process: mismatch repair. Gene Ontology annotation, cellular component: mismatch repair complex. Gene Ontology annotation, molecular function: ATP-dependent DNA damage sensor activity; mismatched DNA binding; ATP hydrolysis activity. The transcript is spliced from 12 exons.